Messenger RNA from Epinephelus lanceolatus (giant grouper), 3510 nucleotides. RefSeq lists its product as uncharacterized. The record is from RefSeq and is a predicted model, not a curated record. NCBI's taxonomy places the organism in Eukaryota, Metazoa, Chordata, Actinopteri, Perciformes, Serranidae. Gene Ontology annotation, cellular component: nucleus. Gene Ontology annotation, biological process: regulation of gene expression.
GAAGAAGAAGAAGAAGAAGAAGGAUCGUGACGAGCGAGCUCACGCCAGUCCAGCAACACAGAUUUAUCAGAGCAUCUGUAUCUCUGGUUAAACCUUUCUGAAUUAAUUUUUGCUGCCGACCAUUUUUAUCUUAAAUGACCUCCAUUAUCUCCCGACAGCCGACAAAGCUACGGAAGUUAGCUUAGCAUGCUAGCCGGAAACUGACGCGGACGGCAGUUAGCGACACAGCGCCAGCCAGAGCUUUGUUUUUAACGUAGCUAGCGUGGAAAAAAGUUUCUGUUUCUGUGUGUGAAAAUGACUAAAGCCCAAAUGCUGAGGGCGGUGGUGCAGCAGCGACUUAUUGCAGCUGCCGAGGAGAUAUUUGGGCUGUUUGAAAGAACAAUAGCAGAGUACGAGGAGGAACUUUGUCGAUCACAGAUGGAGAGCAUGCGACAACGGAAACUACUGGACGCUGUUUACAACCCUCAGCUUCGGUUACACAGAGAAGACAUCCAGGUGCUGUUGGUGGGUAAAGAAGAGGUUCCCUUUGAGCAACAGGAGUGGAGCUCCAGUCUCGACCAGGAAGCCCCACACGUUAAAGAGGAACAGGAGGAACUCUGUAUCAAUCAGGAGGGGGAGUGGCUUCAAGGGCUGGAGGAGGCUGAUGUCACUAGGUUCCCAUUCAUUUCUGUCCCUGUGGAGAGCGAAGAUGUGGAAGAGAACCCUCACUACUCACAGCUUCAUCAAAGACAAAUUGAACAGAUGGCAACAGAAGCUGAUGGAGAGGACUAUGGAGGACCUGAUGCAGCCAACGACUCAAAUCCAGAUAGAUAUUUACAGUCAGAUACUGAUGAUGACUCAAGUUCUCAAGCCUCUGAAAGUGAUACUAAAUCUAAGAAUUGCAAGAAACCACUGAGCUGCCCUGAGUGUGAGAAAACCUUUAGAUUGAAGGCACACCUGGUGAGUCACAUGAGAGCUCAUACAGGGGAAAAAAAAACGUGGAGCUGCUCAGUCUGUAAGAAAUCUUUUCCGGGGCGUGCUCACUUAGAUAGACACAUGAAAGUCCACACUGUAGAGAAAUCUUACACAUGCAGUGUUUGUGAGGAAUCUUUUAGAGGGACUGCAAGUCUAGUGAGACACAUGAAAAUCCACGUAGGAGAGAAACUUUUCAGCUGUUCGAUCUGUACGAAAAAAUUUUCAGUGAAUGCAAAGUUACAGAAACACAUGAGAAUCCACUCGGGAAUUAAACCAUUCGGCUGCUCAUACUGUCCGAAAACUUUUGCUCGAAGUCUUUCUUUAAUAGAACACGUGAGAAACCACACAGAGAAACCUUUUACAUGCCCAGUGUGUAAGAUGUCUUUUACAGUGAGUAAAACACACUUGAAAAUCCACACCAAAGAGAAACCAUUCAGCUGCACAGCUUGUGAGAAAAUUGUUACAGUGGUUGGAAAUUUAUAUGAACACAUGAGAAUCCAAACUGAAGAGAACGCUUCCAGACAAGACAAGGCUGGGGACUCCCCUGAACCUGAAACUGAAGACAUUGAUGAUGAGUGCGCUGGGCGUCUGUCCUCACAGAUUCAUGGAACUCAAGCUGAAAAGAACAGUGAGGUAGAGCCUCCAGUCAACAGCUCAGCUGAAGAGACGGAAACAUGCACUGAAGAAGAGUACCAUGAAGAAUUUGAACCUGACAGGAACUCAAAGCCAGAUAAACAUCCCGAAUCAGAUUCUGAUUUCAAGCCUGAAGACUGUUCCGAACCGGAGACUGAUGACAGUGAGGAUUAUUGGAGGGAGACCAGAAACUCUCGCACAGGCUUAAACCCUUCGAAAAAUGAUAAAGUCCCUGUCAGUGUUAUGGAUGAGAAACCAUUUAUCUGCUGUGAGUGUGGGAAAAGUUAUAUCACCCUAGGGAAUCUGACCAGACACAUGAAUAUCCACAAAGGAGAAAAAAGAUUCAUCUGCAAUUAUUGUGACCAAAGAUUCUCUCGGUUACUCGACCUCAGGAGACAUCGAUGUGUUAAUCCGCCCGCACGGCGUCAUCAGACUGAAACUGGGGAAAAACAGAUGGUAAUAAAAAUAAUGGAAAUAAAAACUGAGAGAAGGGACUGUGUAGGACCAGAACCAGUCAGGACUUUAGACACAGAUAGACAUCCAGAACCAAAUACUACUAAUGACAAGUUAGGAGACUCUUGUGACCCUGAGACUCACAAGAGUGAAGACGGGGAUGAUGGUGAUCAGAAGGAGACAAGUAAAGCUCAGUCAGAUUUAAAUUCUCUGGAAAAAUCCCCGUAAGUGAUUCAAGAUGUAACACCUGCUGCUCUGAGGUUGGUUAAAAAAAGGUUAGAAUGGGCUCAAGAACACUCACUAAGGCGGGGAUGUCCAAUGUCUGGCCUGGGGGCCAAUCGUGGCCUGCAAGGCUGCUUUAUUUGUAUCGCACAUUUAAUGCACAAGGGCAAUUCAAAGUGCUUUACAGAGCAAUAAAAUAUGUGUACUAUCAAUUAGUAAAUGAUUUAAAAUUUUAAAAAAUUGCCAGGUUCAAAGAUAAAAAGAUUAUUUAAAAUGAUUUGAAACUGAGUUUUGAAAUAAGGUUGCAGUCGUUACAGGGUGGAGUAGGCAGUGUAAAAAAGAUUUUUAGCUCAGAGACGGAGCAUGUCCGCCAUCAUCUAGGAGGUUAUUCCAGGUUUUUGCUGCAUGAUGACAAAUUGCUGCGUCACGAUGUUUUGUUCUGACUCUUUGGACGGUCAGUAGGCCAGCCCCAGAUGUCCUCAGGGUCAUAGAAGGUUAAUUUGUCACAAACAUGUCAGAACAAUAUUUUGGCACUCAGCCACAGAGUGAUUUAUACACAAGCAGCAAGAUUUUGAAAUCAGUUCUCUGAGUGACAGGUAGCCAGUGUCAUAUUUCCAGACCAAUUUUAAAAGGCCUCCGACUAGUUUUUCAAAAUAUGUGGCCUGCCACUCAAUAUUGGCUAAUGAAGCAAGCUCGCUUUGCAUUUUUCACAAUGGCAGCACUGUCAUACAGUUCAUUAACAUGCACCAAAUAGGUACUUUGCAGGAGGGAACAAUGUCUUUUCACAAACAGAUGGUAAAGAAGUAGACAAACGGUUUCACUCUAGGUAGAAGUAUAAAGUCGACAGCAAUGGUUUUAGGAGCCUUGGCAAGUUGAAUCCCUUUUCACUGAAGCAGGAAACAGUUGGAUUUCUCAUGAGUAUAUGAUUUUUUUUUCCCAGUAACACAAGAUGCAAGAAGCAGCUGGCCCCCUGGUGUUUGCACAUUAUCUAAUAUGGCCCCCGUUCCAAAGAGUUUGGACACCCCUGCACCAAGGAGAGAAACCAUACAGUUAAUCGUUGAGUGAGAAAGGUCAUAUAACUGUCCAGGGCUGGGCAAUUAAUUGAAAAUGAAUCGCUCUAACAGACCUUCAGAAUCUUGCCCAUGUCUGUCAUUCAGUUGUUUUUUUUUGUUUUUUUUUUUGUUUUUUAUUCUUGUGAUAGUUUUCCCACUGUGUGUGUUCAUGUCCUGUCCUAUUAAAAAUGUACGA